UUGGAGUCAUUCGAUGCCCUGUGUGUAGUCAGGAAUGUGCAGAGAGACACAUCAUAGAUAAUUUUUUUGUGAAGGACACUACUGAGGUUCCCAGCAGUACAGUAGAAAAGUCUAAUCAGGUAUGUACAAGCUGUGAGGACAAUGCAGAAGCUAAUGGGUUCUGUGUGGAGUGUGUUGAAUGGCUCUGCAAGACGUGUAUCAGAGCUCAUCAGAGAGUGAAGUUCACAAAGGACCACACUGUCAGGCAGAAAGAGGAAGUGUCUCCAGAGGCGGUUGGUGUGACCAGUCAGCGACCUGUGUUUUGCCCUUUUCAUAAAAAGGAACAAUUGAAGCUUUACUGUGAGACAUGUGACAAACUGACAUGUCGGGACUGCCAGUUAUUAGAACAUAAAGAGCAUAGAUACCAAUUUAUAGAAGAAGCAUUUCAGAACCAGAAAGUGAUCAUAGAUACACUAAUCACCAAGCUGAUGGAAAAAACAAAGUACAUAAAAUUCACAGGAAAUCAAAUCCAAAACAGAAUAAUUGAAGUCAAUCAAAAUCAAAAGCAAGUAGAACAGGAUAUUAAAGUUGCCAUAUUUACAUUGAUGGUAGAAAUAAACAAAAAAGGAAAAGCUCUACUGCACCAGCUGGAGAGCCUUGCAAAGGACCACAGAAUGAAACUUAUGCAACAACAACAGGAGGUGGCUGGGCUCUCUAAGCAGUUGGAACAUGUGAUGCAUUUUUCUAAAUGGGCAGUUUCCAGUGGUAGCAGUACAGCAUUACUGUAUAGCAAGCGCCUGAUCACAUACCGGCUACGGCACCUGCUCCGUGCCAGGUGUGAUGCUUCCCCGGUGACCAACAACACCAUCCAGUUUCACUGUGAUCCCAGUUUCUGGGCUCAAAAUAUUAUCAACUUAGGUUCUUUAGUAAUCGAGGAUAAAGAGAGCCAGCCACAAAUGCCUAAGCAGAAUCCUGUCGUGGAACAGAAUUCGCAGCCACCAGGUGGUUUGUCUUCAAACCAGUUAUCCAAGUUUCCAACACAGAUCAGCCUAGCUCAGUUACGACUCCAGCAUAUGCAGCAACAGGUAAUGGCUCAGAGGCAGCAGGUGCAGCGGAGGCCAGCGCCCGUGGGUUUACCAAACCCUAGAAUGCAGGGGCCCGUCCAACAGCCUUCCAUCUCUCAUCAGCAACCCCCUCCACGUUUGAUAAAUUUUCAAAAUCACAGCCCCAAGCCCAAUGGACCAGUUCUUCCUCCUCAUCCUCCACAGCUAAGAUAUCCACCCAAUCAGAAUAUACCAAGGCAAGCAGUAAAGCCCAAUCCCCUCCAGAUGGCUUUUCUGGCUCAGCAAGCCAUAAAACAGUGGCAGAUCAGCAGUGGACAGGCCCCGUCAACCGCUAGCAGUUCGUCCUCCACGCCUUCCAGCCCCACCAUCACUAGUGCUGCAGGGUAUGAUGGGAAGACAUUCAACUCCCCUAUGAUCGAUUUGAGCUCACCAGUGGGAGGUUCUUAUAAUCUUCCUUCUCUUCCUGAUAUUGACUGCUCAAGUACUAUCAUGCUGGACAAUGUUGUGAGGAAGGAUGCCAGUGUGGAUAACAGCCAGCCACGACCACCCUCCAACAGAGCCGUCCAGUCACCAAAUUCAUCAGUGCCGUCUCCAGGUCUUCCAGGACCUGUCACUAUGACUAGUGUACAUCCCCCAAUACGAUCACCCAGUGCCUCCAGCGUUGGCAGCCGGGGAAGCUCUGGCUCCUCCAGCAAACCAGCGGGAGCUGAUUCUACACACAAAGUCCCUGUGGUCAUGUUGGAGCCAAUCCGGAUAAAACAGGAAAACAGCGGACCACCAGAAAAUUAUGAUUUUCCUGUUGUGAUAGUGAAACAAGAAUCAGACGAAGAAUCUAGGCCUCAAAAUACCAACUAUCCAAGAAGCAUACUCACCUCCCUGCUCUUAAACAGCAGUCAGAGCUCUGCUUCUGAGGAGACUGCACCAAGGUCAGAUGCCCCGGAUAGCACAGGCGACCAACCUGGACUCCACCCGGCCAACCCCGCCAAUGGAAAACCGGAGUGGCUGGACGCCUCCCAAAAGUCGCCUCUGCAUGUCGGAGACACAAGGAAAGAGGACGAUCCCAACGAGGACUGGUGCGCAGUGUGUCAGAAUGGAGGGGAACUGCUCUGCUGUGAGAAGUGUCCCAAAGUGUUCCACCUGUCUUGUCAUGUGCCCACAUUGACCAAUUUCCCGAGUGGAGAGUGGAUUUGCACUUUCUGUCGAGACUUAUCUAAACCAGAAGUUGAAUAUGAUUGUGAUGCUCCAAGUCACAAUUCAGAAAAAAAGAAAACUGAAGGCCUUGUUAAACUGACGCCUAUAGAUAAACGGAAGUGUGAACGUCUGCUUUUAUUUCUUUACUGCCAUGAAAUGAGCCUGGCUUUUCAAGACCCAGUUCCCCUGACUGUGCCUGACUAUUACAAAAUCAUUAAAAAUCCAAUGGAUUUAUCAACCAUCAAGAAAAGACUUCAAGAAGAUUAUCCCAUGUACACGAAGCCUGAAGAUUUUAUAGCUGAUUUUAGAUUGAUCUUUCAGAACUGUGCUGAAUUCAAUGAGCCUGAUUCAGAAGUAGCUAAUGCUGGUAUAAAACUUGAAAGCUAUUUUGAAGAACUUCUAAAGAACCUUUAUCCAGAAAAAAAGUUUCCUAAACUUGAAUUCAGGAAUGAAUCAGAAGAUAAUAAAUGUAGUGACGAUUCAGAUGACGACUUUGUACAGCCCCGGAAGAAACGCCUCAAAAGCACUGAGGAGCGCCAGUUGCUUAAAUAAACAACACCGUCUCUACAUGCUGGUUUUUAGAUUUGUUUUUAAAAAACAUCUGUCAGUAAUUUAACAUCAAUACAAAGAAAAAUGUGAGACCAUUCUGAUCUCUCUGUUUUUGAAGUUUACUAGACUUUGAUUUCCUUAAUAAUCUAUUUCUUUUAACCUCUUACCAUAAAAAAAAGAACAGGAGGAAGCAAGGGAUAAAUGGAAGGAGGGGAGGAGGAAAAGAUGCCAAGAAGGAAGAGAAAAUCAAUUAACAACAAAAAGACAGUCUUCCAACUGUUUGGAUUUCAAAACCGUUGGGAGUGAUGGCCACGUAGAAGGAAAUGGACUUAACCGGACCCUGUAACUUGAACAUGUGAUGUGAUUUGAAUAUGUGCAUUAGCCUGUUUUUAGAACAUGGAUAUCACUACCCAUCGAUUACGGCCUGGCCACAUGAGUUAGGUGGUCUGUACCUAGAGAGCAGUGCUCCGUGAACACGAGAGGUGACGAGUGUCAUCCCAGGACGCUGACCAGGGCAGGAGGGUAGAUUAGAUGCAAUUAAGAAGGCACCCAAUAGUAUGUUGUGUAAGAUGACAACUGUAUUAAAGAAAAUCAGGAAAUCAA
This is a messenger RNA of Tupaia belangeri chinensis (Chinese tree shrew), 3386 nucleotides long. RefSeq names its product tripartite motif containing 24 (gene TRIM24). Gene Ontology annotation, cellular component: chromatin. NCBI's taxonomy places the organism in Eukaryota, Metazoa, Chordata, Mammalia, Scandentia, Tupaiidae. Gene Ontology annotation, molecular function: protein binding; zinc ion binding. The record is from RefSeq and is a predicted model, not a curated record.